AUGGAGGACCUUCUUGAUCAGGUCGUGGUUGAGCUACAUCGCGCUCGAUCAUGUCUAUCAGAUCCGCUGGUAUUCACGCAAGCAGCUGUGAUCGGGUCCAUCCUCUUCGUUUUUCUUUUGGGUCUCUACAAUUACUUCUUGCAUCCGAUUGCACAUAUCAAAGGUCCCUUCCUCGCUGCCGUGACGCCGAUAAGCCUCAUCAGGGCCCUGAGAGACAUACACAACCCCGGCCCGGACAACCACCAUUAUACUAAGAGGGGUACCUCGGAAGAUUUGAUUCUGCGAUUUGUUUUUGGUGCCAACAACAUCCUCCUUGUCGACGAGGGUGAGGAUCACAAGAGGCUUAGAGGAGCACUUCAACCAGCAUUUACUGCAAAAGCGAUGAGGGAUCAGCAGGACAUAACCCAUUAUCAUGUGCAAAAGACAGUUGAGAGACUGUUAGAAGCUGCGAUGGACCCCUCACAGACAAUCAGCCUUACAAAGGAGCUGAACAAGUUGGUGUGGGGUAAUGUGGGAAACCUCGCUUUUGGAGAACCUGCGACACUGGAGCAACUUGAAAAUCAUGAGAAGGCAAAAGAUCUGCAUGCACAGAUUGCUCCGAUUCUCGAGUUUUUCCAAUAUCUCAACGGGAACCCAAUUCUAGGGCGCGCAGCGAGGGGUUUAGUCGGAAUAUCUAGAAAGGUCUUUGGCCUGUCAGGCAAUAUCCUGGGAAAGGACCAGCUCCGACGGCAUAUAGCGUCUCAGCAAGGGCAAAAGAAUUUCCUCACUGCCAUCCUGGGGGCCAAGGAAUCGUCAGGUCUCAGCUUUGAUGAAAUCCACAGCAACAUGCUACUACUCUUAAUGGGUGGCUACGACAGCAGCGCUGCGUCUCUGUCUGCCAUCUUUUACCACCUUCUUCGGGAGCCGCAGCAAUACAAGAGACUCCAGUCUGAGCUGCACCACGCUUACUCCUCAGUAAAUGAUAUCACCUGCAAUAGUCUCCUGUCACAGCCAAUGCUCAACGCCUGUAUCAAUGAGAGCCUACGUCUCGUGCCACCGUUCAAUGGCCACGGUAGCCACCGCGUCACCACGUCCGGGACCAUGAUUGACGGCGUCUGGGUCCCGGCGGGUACACUGAUCAGUGCUGACUUCUAUUCUCUCCACCGCGAUCCCAGCUGCUGGGCCUUCCCGGAUGAAUAUCGGCCUGAGCGCUGGCUUAAAGAGCAUCAAGGGCCGGGCACGCCAUUUGAGAACGAUGUCAAGACUGCGUGGCGCCCCUUUUCACUGGGGCCUCGCGUCUGUGUUGGGCGUGAGAUGGCGCUCCAGUCUAUUCGGCUGGCUGUUUCCAAAAUUGUGUACACAUUUGACAUGACACUGGCCAACCGCGACUUUGUGUGGGAUAGGGACGCAGGUAGUCAUUAUAUGUGGCAUGAUUUCGACAUUGCCGUUACGCUUGCUAAGGCCUAA
Messenger RNA from Fusarium graminearum PH-1, 1446 nucleotides. RefSeq lists its product as uncharacterized. Lineage: Eukaryota; Fungi; Ascomycota; Sordariomycetes; Hypocreales; Nectriaceae. The transcript has 7 exons. Gene Ontology annotation, molecular function: iron ion binding; monooxygenase activity; heme binding. The record is from RefSeq and is a predicted model, not a curated record. The coding region runs from base 1 to 1446 and encodes 481 amino acids.